Messenger RNA from Necator americanus (New World hookworm), 330 nucleotides. RefSeq lists its product as uncharacterized. The transcript has a single exon. The record is from RefSeq and is a predicted model, not a curated record. NCBI's taxonomy places the organism in Eukaryota, Metazoa, Nematoda, Chromadorea, Rhabditida, Ancylostomatidae. Bases 1 to 330 code for a protein of 109 amino acids.
AUGCUGACCGAUUUUGACGAAACAUGUGGAUACAUCGGUCUUCAGCUGGAUCUACAAAAGACGAUGUUCUUGCGCAACGGAUGGGUCUCGGAUACCCCAAUCACGGCCAACGGAACGAACAUAUUUGAAUGCACCAGCUAUGUGUAUCUGGGUCGGGAAUUGAACAUGAUGAAGAACGCGACCCCCAAGCUGGACAGGAGGAGACGAGCCGCUUGGGGAGCGUAUAAGACCAUCGAGGAUGUAGUGAAGAAGACCAAGAACACGCGGCUCUGUGCUCACCUCUUCAACACCACCGUACUUCCUGCUUUGACCUAUGCUUUGGAAACCUAG